Panicum hallii is the source of this 825-nucleotide messenger RNA. RefSeq lists its product as uncharacterized. Gene Ontology annotation, cellular component: intracellular anatomical structure. NCBI's taxonomy places the organism in Eukaryota, Viridiplantae, Streptophyta, Magnoliopsida, Poales, Poaceae. The coding region runs from base 54 to 644 and encodes 196 amino acids. The transcript has 3 exons. The record is from RefSeq and is a predicted model, not a curated record.
AGACACCCGGCCUGAACGAAUAAGGCCAAGGCGAGCCACCAACCAGAUAAUCCAUGGCGCUCUCGAGCACGGAGGAGAAGAAGACGGCGGCGGAGAUCGUCGCCGCGCUGGAUCUGCAGCGCCACCCCGACGGCGGCUUCUACCUGGAGACCUUUCGCGACCCCUCCAUCUUUCUCCCCACCUCCGUGCUCCCGCUCCGCUAUAAGGUGGACCGAGCUGUGAGCAGCGCCAUCUAUUUCCUACUGCCUGCUGGGGAGAUUGCUCGAUUGCACCGCAUCCCUUGUGCUGAAACCUGGCACUACUACCUAGGAGAACCUCUCACGGUAUUUGAGGUGCAUGAUGAUGGACAAAUCAAGAUAACAGUGGUUGGUCCUGAUCUACGGCAAGGCCAGAGACCACAGUACACUGUUCCUCCAAACGUAUGGUUCGGGGCCUUCUUGACCUGCGACAUUGAGUCCUUUACUGAAGAUGGAAGUGUCUUUGUCAAGGCUCCUGGAAGAGACCCUGCGGUGCAUUAUUCCUUUGUUGGUGUAACCUGCGCUCCAGCAUUCCAGUUUGAGGACAAUGAACUGGCUGCACGUGAGGACAUGAAAGCUUUGGCUCCAAAGGCUGAAGCUUUCAUCAAUUAUCUUGUACCGUCUUAAACUGCAUUGUCAGUGUAAGUAGCUUGUUCUUAAUGAGGAACGUCUUGUACCAACUUGUUCUAGUGUAGUAGCUAUUGAAAAUCGCUGUAUCAUAUCAAAACGGAUUAUGACUCAGUGGAAUCAAUUCUGUAUGGAUUAUGGAAGAAGUUGAUGUUGCUGCUAUGCUCGCACUAGCGCUGAA